Messenger RNA from Naumovozyma dairenensis CBS 421, 3453 nucleotides. RefSeq names its product DNA helicase RAD5 (gene RAD5). The record is from RefSeq and is a predicted model, not a curated record. Lineage: Eukaryota; Fungi; Ascomycota; Saccharomycetes; Saccharomycetales; Saccharomycetaceae. Bases 1 to 3453 code for a protein of 1150 amino acids. Gene Ontology annotation, molecular function: zinc ion binding; ATP binding; hydrolase activity, acting on acid anhydrides, in phosphorus-containing anhydrides. The transcript has a single exon.
AUGUUAAAAAUGAAUGGGGAAAAAAAGAGAUUUUUUGACGAUGAGCUAGAUUCCUCAGAAGAUGCCAAAGUAAAUUUUGACCAAUCCCUUCAAAAUAGUGAAUCAUUUCUAUUCAGCGAGAAUAGCAUAUCAAAGCAAGAAGAUAAUGACCAGUCAAAUAUCCCUACUAUCGAAAUACCUUCAGAUCCUAAAGAUGAAUUCAUCGCUGACUUAAGAAGUGUCAUACCCGAAAUGUCUCUUCCAGUAGCUGAAGAAUUAUAUGAGAGGUUUCAUAAAUCUGAAGAUAACAUUUCAAACGCUCUCACAUAUUAUUUUGAAAACUAUAAUGAUACUAAUUCACUGAAAACACAAGAGCUGCCAUCAUCACCUUUCUCAUCUAGAAGUUCAACCAGGAACUCAUCUGUUAACUCAUCUUCCCAUGAGGGAAGUCCAGUCACGCAUAAAAGAGGGAAAGGCUAUGGGUUUAGAAGAGAAAAACGCUUAAAAGCUAAUAUUCAAUGGAAGAGGUUUGUCGGUGCCUUACAAGUUACAUGUAUGGCAACGAGACCUACUGUUAGGCCCUUAAAAUAUGGCUCCGAACUAAGCUUCACUAAAUCAGUAUCUAAUUUAUCACCAUCUAAACUAUAUGAUUCUUAUGGAAGAAGGAAAACUAAGAUGUCAAAUUAUGUCAGAGUUUUCGAUUCUCAAUUAAAUAGAGAAAUUGGAAGAGUACCUGAAGAUAUUGCACAAAUUGUGUAUCCAUUGAUAGGAAAAAAUGAAAUAAGUUUUGAGGCCACUUUGAUAUUUUGUGAUAAUAAGCGUUUGAGUAUAGGUGACACUUUCGUAGUUCAAUUAGAUUGUUUUCUUACAUCUGCAAUUUUCGAAGAGAAGAAACCGGAUAAGAAACCUACUACAAAUCAUUCCGCCAAUGAAUGGGGAAAUAGCAGGAAAACAAUUGUAGAGACAGAUGAAGAAUUACAAAAUCGUUCAAGAAUGGUAGCCUUAAUCUCCCUUUUCGAUAAGUUAAAGAUAAACCCGGUUACAGAUGAAAAUGCCAUUUUAGAGAAACUUAAUAGUGGAAUCGAUGACCAAGGAGAAGUUAUAGACUUAGAAGAUGACAAAAGUUUCAAUGAAUUAAUGUCACAAGAUUAUGAAGAACAAGGCAUGACGCAACAUCAUGAAGAUUCUAUGAAUUUGAACCAGCUGAAAACAUUCUAUAAUGCCGCCCAAUCGUUAGAAUCCUUGAAGAAUCUCCCAGAAACUGAACCAUCUAAGGACGUGUUUAAACUGGAUUUAAGACGUUAUCAGAAACAAGGUUUGACUUGGAUGUUAAGAAGAGAACGUGAAUUUGCCAAAGCAGCAUCUGAUGGUAAAGAUCCCGAAAUCGAUGGUAAUUUAAUGAAUCCCCUUUGGAAACAAUUCAAAUGGCCUAAGGAUAUGUCAUGGGCAGCUCAAAAAUUAUCAGGAAGUAGCAUUCUAGUUGAUUCUGAUAUAUUUUUUUAUGCUAAUUUACAUACUGGAGAAUUUUCUGUCAAUAAGCCAGUUUUGAAAACUAUGAUGAAAGGUGGUCUAUUAUCUGAUGAAAUGGGGUUGGGUAAAACUGUUUCUACUUUGUCAUUGAUUCUUACAUGCCCACAUGAUAGCGAUGUUGUCGACAAAACUCUUUUCAAAGAAGACAAUGAUGAUGAGAUCAUUGGUAAAUCGGUUAAAAAACCAUAUGCAUCUAGAACAACAUUGAUUGUUGUUCCAAUGUCAUUAUUAAAUCAAUGGAGUUCAGAAUUUACAAAGGCAAAUAACUCUCCUGAUAUGCGUAGUGAAAUAUAUUAUGGAGGCAAUGUAAGUAGUCUUAAGAAGCUUUUAACAGCUACAGGUAAUCCACCAACAGUAGUUAUAACGACAUAUGGUAUUGUUCAAAGUGAAUGGCUUAAACUGUCGAAGACGAAGAUGAACUCCGGUGAUAUACAAGCAUCGACCGGUUUGUUUUCUGUUGAUUUUUACCGUGUUGUAAUUGAUGAAGGCCACACAAUUAGAAAUAGAACUACUGCCACAUCGAAGGCAAUUAUGGAAUUGACAAGCAAAUGUAGGUGGAUAUUAACAGGUACUCCAAUUAUCAAUAGGUUGGAUGAUUUAUACAGUAUGGUAAAAUUUUUACAGUUAGAACCAUGGUCACAAAUUAGUUAUUGGAAAAUGUUUGUCUCUACACCUUUCGAAAAUAAGAACUUUAGGCAGGCGUUUGAUGUCGUUAAUGCUAUUUUAGAACCCGUCUUAUUGAGGCGUACCAAACAAAUGAAAGAUAUAGAUGGUAAACCAUUAGUCGAACUGCCGCCAAAAGAAAUCGUUGUUGAAAGAAUUAAAUUAAAUAAGACACAAAAUGCAGUCUACAAAUAUUUACUAAAUAGAGCUGAAAGUUCUGUUCAAUCUGGUUUAGCACGUGGUGAUUUACUGAAGAAAUACUCCACAAUUCUGGUACAUAUUCUUAGAUUAAGACAGGUAUGCUGUGAUGUAGCCUUACUAGGUGCUCAAGAUGAAAAUGAUGAAGAUUUGUCCCAAGGCAAUAAGAUAGUAAAUGAUUCUAAAGAACUAGAUGAUUUAAUAGCACAAACAAAUAAAGAAAAUCAAUCUGGCGGAUUCACUGAAGAAGAGUUGGCUAAGGCAAUUGCAGACAUCCAGCAAAAAUAUGAAAAUAGUGAGAAGUUUAGAUCGUUAGAAUGCUCAAUAUGCACGACGGAACCUAUUAAUGUAGAAAACGUUGUUUUUACUGAAUGUGGUCAUCCAUUUUGUGAAAACUGUUUGGAUGAAUAUUUUGCGUUCCAAUCGCAAAAGAAACUGGAUUUCAAUUGCCCUAAUUGUCGUGAAGGCAUAAGUCCCAGUCGUUUGUUGACUCUGUAUAAAGACGAAUCACAAAGUUUAUUAUUGAAACAUUAUGACAAUGAUCCCAAAUCUGCGAAAGUCGGUGCUUUAUUGAACCAUUUGAAAUUACUUCAAGAUACAUCGGCUGGUGAACAAGUUGUUGUAUUUUCCCAAUUCUCAUCUUAUCUUGACAUAUUAGAACGUGAACUUACUGAGGCUCUUCCAGCUGAUUCAUCAAAAGUGUACAAGUUUGAUGGACGUUUAUCGUUAAAAGAACGUAGUGUAGUGCUUCAAGAUUUCCAAGUUAAAGACCUGAGCCGCCAAAAGAUUCUUCUACUUUCUUUAAAGGCCGGUGGUGUCGGUCUAAACCUGACUUGUGCAUCGCAGGCCUAUAUGAUGGAUCCUUGGUGGUCUCCCAGUAUGGAGGAUCAAGCUAUUGACAGAAUCCAUAGAAUUGGACAAACAAAUAAUGUCAAAGUGGUGAGGUUCAUAGUUGAAAAUAGUAUUGAAGAAAAAAUGUUACGUAUUCAAGAAAGGAAAAGAACUAUCGGUGAAGCUAUGGAUGCUGAUGAAGAUGAAAGAAGAAAGAGGAGAAUUGAGGAAAUUAAAAUGUUAUUUGAAUAG